CGGCUGGAUUUUCCUGGGUGACCGUGACGAAACCGGCGAAAUAAAAGAGCGCACCUGGACACGGUGCUUGGGUACGAGCGAAGACUAAACAGAGCCGCGCACAAAGAUACUGAGCUGCUCUCCACAAUAUAACCAUGAUCGCCAACAUCUCUAUUAUCUGCGUGUCUUCACUUCUACUUUUAAACUUGGUCGGUGCCAAACCAGUUUCCAGUUUACAGCAGAGUCUUAAGCAGUUGUUAGAUGAAGGAGUCAACACGCCGUUUGCGGAGUCUGAUGAGUCGACGAUGGAGCAGAAGGAUGCGAGAGAGGAGAAGAGCGCACUGGACGAGCGCGCGGAACUGUGGGAAUCAGACGCGCGCAACUCCGCGCUGGCGGGGAAAGACAGAGCUUUCGAGCGACUCCUGGGUGACUUACUGUCCACUUCCAAGCGCUCGUGGACUCGAUUCAAGAAAGGCGGACUGAGGAGCUGCUUUGGGGUCAGACUCGAAAGAAUCGGGUCUUUUAGCGGGCUCGGUUGUUAAGCAAAGGUAUUUUAGGAGAUGUUGAUGAGAUCUAAACAUUGGAAAUUGUUCAAACGCGUAUUAGAAAUAAACUAAGUCAUGUCUUAUUACUUCAUGUCAUGUCACUUCUUGCACGUUGGGACAUGAGAUAGCUACUUGACACACCUGGGCAUACCUUCUAUUGAGAAAAAGAAGUGUUGACUGCAAGUUUACCGUAGAUUUGUGUUCAAGUGAUACUGUACGUGUUGGUCAUUAUUUAUUAAAGAUUUAGACUUGUAAAUAGUUUGUAUUUGAAGACUGCUGAUUUGUACCGUUGUAUCUGUUUAUUUAUUUAUUCAUUUAUUUAUUUUUAUUGUUUAUGUUCUCUCUAAAUUCACUCGAAUAGAUAAUGUAUAUUGCUGCAAAAUAAAUAUUUUGCAUAUAUA
Molecule: messenger RNA, 925 nt
Organism: Pimephales promelas (fathead minnow)
Lineage: Eukaryota; Metazoa; Chordata; Actinopteri; Cypriniformes; Leuciscidae
Gene: nppal
Product: natriuretic peptide A-like
Biological process (GO): receptor guanylyl cyclase signaling pathway; cGMP biosynthetic process
Cellular component (GO): extracellular region
Molecular function (GO): hormone activity
Source: RefSeq, a predicted model, not a curated record